Messenger RNA from Lindgomyces ingoldianus, 1785 nucleotides. RefSeq names its product Lycopene beta-cyclase. The transcript has 5 exons. Lineage: Eukaryota; Fungi; Ascomycota; Dothideomycetes; Pleosporales; Lindgomycetaceae. The coding region runs from base 1 to 1785 and encodes 594 amino acids. The record is from RefSeq and is a predicted model, not a curated record. Gene Ontology annotation, biological process: biosynthetic process. Gene Ontology annotation, molecular function: geranylgeranyl diphosphate synthase activity; intramolecular lyase activity.
AUGGGAUUCGAAUAUGCGCUGGUACAUGUCAAGUAUACCAUUCCACCAGCUAUACUACUCACUCUUCUUUACCGACCUUUAUUUGCGAGGCUUGAUGCCUACAAGAUCGGAUUUCUUAUUACGAUUGCUGUCAUUUCCACUAUACCAUGGGACUCGUACCUUAUUCGCAACCGCAUAUGGAGCUACCCAGCUCAUGUCAUCAUCGGGCUAAAGCUUUUUGACAUUCCCGUAGAAGAGAUCUUCUUCUUUGUCAUCCAGACCUAUAACACAUCGCUCCUGUAUCUCAUAUGCAGUAGACCUACCUUUCAGCCUGUCUACCUCCGCUUCGAGCGAUCUGCUGCCCACCCGCUUGGGUCUGUUAACCCUCAAUGGCGAUACUACAAACUAUGUGGUCAGUUAGCAUUUGCAAUAAUAAUCAAACUAGGGCUAGGUAUGGUUGGAGGAGGAGGUGAAUCGACAUACUUAGGAUUAAUUAUCAUUUGGGCGGUUCCAUUUCUGCUACUUCUUUGGAGUCUCGCAUACCAGUUCCUGUUGGGGCUUCCUAUUUUGAAUACCGCGAUACCAAUCUUGCUGCCCACGUUAUACCUGUGGGUUAUCGAUACUUUAGCGCUAAAGCGAGGGACUUGGGUAAUCAGCGAUGGCACUAAAUACGGAUUUCAUCUUUGGGAUGGUCUUGAAAUAGAAGAGGCCUUAUUCUUCUUUGCUACGAAUUCCCUCAUCGUUUUUGGCCAGGUCGCUUUUGACAACGCCCUUUCGAUCCUCUACACAUUCCCGCAUCUCUUCCCAAACCCGCCCGUCCUACCCUCGCCAACACUCCUCGUCCGGGCAUUGCUCAAACCUGCCUCAGAAUAUGAUGAGCAUCGGAUCAUGGGGCUGCAUGAUGCAGUCCAUCGCCUACGGAUCAAAAGCCGAAGCUUCUACCUUGCAAGCUCAACAUUUCAAGGUCAAGUUCGCACCGAUCUCUUGUUACUGUACUCUUUUUGCCGCGUUGCGGAUGACUUGGUCGAUUGCGCAUACUCUGAGGCCGAAGCUGCGUCGUGGGUCACAAGACUCCGCGAUUUCCUAAAAGCAUCCUAUAGGGAUGAGAACAGCCUUGGUUCUAUGAAAGACUACGUUCUUCUGAAUUUCCCUCCCAACGCACAAUCGGCGCUCCUCCAAGUUCCAUUCCCGAAGUUGUCCCGCCAGCUUUUAGAAGAACUCUUGGAUGGCUUUGAUAUGGAUCUUAGCUUCGCAAACCCCGUCUUCGCUCAUCCAAUCAAAAUCGAGGCUGAUCUUCAGAUGUAUGCUCGUCGCGUCGCAGGUACCGUUGCGCAAAUGUGCCUAGAGUUGAUCUUCUUCAACUACCGAAGUACACUCUCCGUGGAAGAACAGCGACAUGUUCUUGACGCAGGGAACCGCAUGGGAAUUGCCCUGCAGCAUGUAAACAUUGCUCGAGAUAUUUCGGUCGAUGCAAAAAUGGCGCGUGUGUACAUUCCGGAGACCUGGAUUAAAGACGAAGGUCUCACCUAUAAUUCGGUUUUGAAGAAUCCUCAGGGGGCAAGAGUAGAAAGGUUGCGUGCUCGGUUGCUUGAUCGGGCCUUCGAGAUGUAUGAGGGCGCGAGAAAUGCGAUCGAGGAUCUUCCGGUAGAAGCACGAGGUCCGAUCAGAGUAGCAGUAGAGAGCUAUAUGGAGAUAGGCAGGGUGCUUAGACAGGACGGAUAUGUUGUUAAAGCUGGCCGAGCCACUGUGCCCAAGCUGAGAAGAGUGAAGGUUGCUUGGAGAGCGCUGAAUGGGACUGCCGCGUAG